This is a messenger RNA of Oryza brachyantha (malo sina), 3092 nucleotides long. RefSeq lists its product as uncharacterized. NCBI's taxonomy places the organism in Eukaryota, Viridiplantae, Streptophyta, Magnoliopsida, Poales, Poaceae. The record is from RefSeq and is a predicted model, not a curated record. Bases 148 to 2769 code for a protein of 873 amino acids. The transcript is spliced from 6 exons.
CCCCUUUAUAAUAAACUAGAAUAAUAUCAAUAUUAAUUUUUUAAAAAAAAGCAAAAUUAGGUGAAGAAGACGAAGAAGGGAGACAUUCUCUCUCCCAAAUUCUUUCUAGAUUAUCCCAAAUUCGUCGCCGCCGCGCGGAAUCGAGGGAUGACCAGCAAGUUCAUGAUAACCUACAAAAGGAAGCGUGUUACAUCUCAUGUAUAUUCAGCUGAUGGCACAACUCUCAAGUCUUCUGGCGCUUCCAGUAGUGUACCUGUCAGCAAUUUAACCCCAAAAUAUGGGGUUGGUGCUGAUAAUGACAUUUUACAUGGAGAUAAUUUUUCAACUUCUACAAAGCAAGAGGAUGUAUCUGAUUCAGUGCAACAGGUCAUCAAAGAAGAAUCACCUAAACAAAGUGCACAUGCUUCAGGCCAAGAGCGAGCAGAACUUACUUCAUGUGAAUCAUUAUCUCAAAAAGAACAGCCUGAUAUAUGUUCCACCCAUACUUCAAUUGGGGAAGAAGGUGAUAAUAAAUUAGAACGCACAGAUGGCACAAAUAAUCAGAGUCUUGUUUCCAGUUGUGUGCAUGCUGGCAGGACAAUUAAUCAGGCAGAAGAUUCUAAUGCCUCUGCUUCUGUGGGAGUAAAUUGUCAACUGCAACCAAGUAAUACUACCGAACCUAGUAAAUCGAAGAGUAGAUUUAGUCCUCUGCUUACAUUUCGUAGGCGAGUUAAAAACAAAAUUGGUUUGGAGGAGCCUGCAGCAGGAAGUUAUUCAAUAAAUAAUGACAAACAUUGCUCAACACUAACAUGCACCCCCCGGAGUACACCACUGAAUGGUGCACCUAUGUUCAAACAAACUGGUGGCAGCACUUUGGAUGUUGAAGAUAAGGUGACUAUAGCGGGAACAAGCACGGGGCAAUCUGUAAUUGCUGAACACUUGCUUGAACAAAAAAGUCCACAUAUACCAAAAUCAGCAAUACAUCAUAUGGUUCCCUCGCAGCCUGCUAAAGAUGCAAACCAAAGUUCAACCCCAGAAGAUGGUACACCCGUAUCUGAGUUUAUCAGAGUGCAAGAAGUCAGUGAGCUAGAUGCAAGAGUGGAGGACUCAAACAGAACAACAGCAGAUGCUAUUGAAGUACAAAAAGUUAUCGAAGUGAAGGGGGAUGAACAUGGUAAUAGGGAGACUAGUUCUCUACAGUCACCAAGGAAAAAGAUAAAUGUUGAUUUGUCGAAACCUGCCAAUAGAUCUGAGGCAGCUGAUCUUUUAGAGUCUCAGGGUUUGACAAAAAAUAUUCCAAUUAUUGUCUUGGAUGAUGAUAGUGAUGAGAGGGGCAAAGAGCAGGAAAAAUCAGAGGUCCUUGAUCAGUUGGUCCAGGAGAAAAAUAAAAGUAGUCUUUCUUUGGAGCAGAUCAAUUUAAAUCUACAUUGUGCUGAAUUACCACAAGAGAGUCUUGUCAAUUUGGACGGGACAUCAGUUUACAAACUGCAAGAUCAGGACCAAUAUGUUCAUGAACAAAAGCAAAUGCCCCACCCAGUUGAAAGGUUAUUUUUUACAAAGGAGAAGGAUGCUAUGCAUGGUAAACAACAUCAUCACGAAGGAACCUCAACCAUGCAUAAGUCUUACUCAAAUUUUUUCGAUCCAGCCCCAUCAUCAUCAUGGAAUGCUGGUAAUUUCAAGGAACCAAGUAGCAUGCCAUCAGAACUGAAGUUCAGAAUAUUGGACAAGGUUCCUGAAUUCAAUUUAGAUCUCAGAUUGGAUAAUUUCCCAGACAACAAUGUAUCUGCCCUCAGGCACAAUAAGUUGUUUCGUGGAGGCACCUCCAGUGGAUCCCAUUUUCUGAAAGAAAGGCUUGGAAAAUACUCCUACAAAAGGCACUUGGUUCCGUGGUCAGAAGAAGAAUUGGAUUUUCUUUGGAUUGGAGUUAGGAGGUACGGAACAAAUAACUGGAACGCAAUGUUGAGGGAUAGACGGCUACGGUUUUCUAAUUCAAGAAAUGCUGAGGAUCUUGCAAAGCAAUGGGACAAGGAGCAAAGACACCUUCUGGGUGCGGAUUUCCUUCAAUCGAUUAGAUCAUCUGCUCAAUGCCCUCCGCCUCCUUCACACAUACAGGAAGAUUAUGUUGGAAACAGUUCUUGGUCUGGAUGCUCGAAGUCACCAUUUCUUUCUGCUCCAACUGACCUUUCAUUAGGUGACAUGUUUCUUCGGAGUGCCCGAACCUCAGAGAGAGGGCAACAUCACUUAUCAAACCUGGGCAUGUUAAACCUUCAUCCAACCGACAAUGGACCAAGGAAUUUGUCUCUAGGAGGCUUCCCUGUAUCUUCCUCCCCAUAUGGGAGAAGUUCUAGCAAGCGCAGGAGGGUGUCCAAGCUUCCCAAGUCAUACUAUGACAACAAGGCAGUUUGGUGCCAAGAUCCAUCUGAGAGGGUGGCUCAGUUCCUUCCCAUAAACCAGGAGCCAAUCAACAAUCUUCCUGAGUGGCUUACGAAGGACUCUGAGAUGCCAGGCGUAAGCCGGGUUGACGCAGAGCUGUGGCCGAGCAUUAAGGCACCAGGUCAUUCUGCAGUAGACCGACUGAAUGAUAUGAAGCCACAUGUUCUUCCUGAUGGAUCACUGAAGCGUGCUCCCAAGAGGAAGGGAGAGUGGCGCACCAUCAGCAAGAAACUGUUCCAGACCGGCGAUGGCGCCUUGGAUCUAAACCAGAGAGCUGCUGCCAUGGCGGGACCUCUCGGUGCCGCUGGAACGAGUGAUACCGGUGCAUCAUCUGAAGAGACGGUUUCAGACAGUUGAGUGUCUGAGCUUGCCCAGAAGUCCUUGCUGAAGCUGGUGGACACUAGCAGUCUGAUAAAGGUAAAAUGGACGACUUAAAAUCUGAGCCAACUGAUGGAUUCAGUUUUUGUAAACAUGCAUCGAUCUGAAUCCCGAUUGCAUCCUGUGUAAUAUACAUAUCCCUAGUCCUCUCGGCUUGUAUAACCCAAAAAUGGUCGAAUCAUAUGCUCCCGUGCUAAAAAGAUUGCUCGUUUUUGUUAUUGCCAUCAAUCGAUUGUUGAUCAUCGAGAUAAUGUUUGAUACUUCGUCCAUUUUAUAUUAUAAGAUUUUUUAAUUUAUGUAUA